CCCCUCUCUCUCUCUGGGCACUGAUGAUGACACAGCGUUCCAUGGAACGACUUACGACUCACUCGCCACGCAAUCCUCAGGCACCGAAUGGGACCUAUAAAUACUUGUGAAUAAACAGCGGCGUGCUCAUCUUCUUCCGCACAUUCCUGUAUUCUCAAUUCACCAUCCCAUCUCACAUUCACGCUCUCUUCCCUGCUCUCGCCUCAUCACUAACCAACCAACCAACCAACCAACCGACCCCCUCCUCCUCUUCCAUGGAGCUCCCUUCAAUCGGCAAGCAUUGCUCCCAUGCAACCUGCUCCCAACUCGACUUCUUGCCCUACACCUGUCCGUACUGCAAGCAAAUCUUUUGCCAGGACCAUUGGAAACUAGAGGACCACACCUGCCCUAACAAGGGCGAUGCAACCCAACAGGACCAGCGUGUACCAAUAUGCCCUCUAUGCGACAAACCCGUCCCCAUCAAAAAGGGCGAGGAUCCAAACCUCAGAAUGGAGCAGCACAUCGCAGCCGGAUGUCCUGAACCUGCCACUACCGUCUCAAAACCCAUCUAUACCAAUGCCUGUAAUGCCAAAGGAUGCAAGAACCGCUCCGCCAUCCCAAUUGUCUGUCAAAAAUGUCAACUCAAUUACUGUCUGAAGCAUCGACUGGAGGGCGACCAUGCCUGUGCAAGCCAGCAACAGACAAAUGGAAAAAAAACCGGAGCCGGAGCAGCAACCCCAUCACGCCCCAUUGUCAACGGAGCCAACAACAACAACAACGGCAACUUGUCGCUCAAGGCUGCCAAUGCUGCCAAUGCUGCCAAUGCUGCCAGGAAUGCAAGAGCAGCCGCAGCAGCUGAAUCUAGAGCAACGGCAUCGAACACUGGUCGCCGUCCGGCACCAUCAACAGGGAAGAAGGACAAGGACAAGUGCGCGGUCUCGUAAAGCAUCAAGGGACAACUCUCUAUCACACCUAGAAGGCAGUGCGCCGACAACUAAUACUCAACCCAACUCAUGGUUCUAAUAUCCUAAUAAAGUCGUUGGUGGUAUUCUGAUCACACAAUACAAUGUAACAUCCAUCAAGUCCAGCAC
Gamsiella multidivaricata is the source of this 1070-nucleotide messenger RNA. RefSeq lists its product as uncharacterized. Gene Ontology annotation, molecular function: zinc ion binding. The record is from RefSeq and is a predicted model, not a curated record. NCBI's taxonomy places the organism in Eukaryota, Fungi, Mortierellomycota, Mortierellomycetes, Mortierellales, Mortierellaceae. The coding region runs from base 255 to 923 and encodes 222 amino acids. The transcript is spliced from 2 exons. Gene Ontology annotation, cellular component: cytoplasm.